Messenger RNA from Actinia tenebrosa (Australian red waratah sea anemone), 825 nucleotides. Its product is annotated as E3 ubiquitin-protein ligase FANCL. Gene Ontology annotation, cellular component: nucleus; Fanconi anaemia nuclear complex. Gene Ontology annotation, molecular function: ubiquitin protein ligase activity. Gene Ontology annotation, biological process: interstrand cross-link repair; protein monoubiquitination. The record is from RefSeq and is a predicted model, not a curated record. Lineage: Eukaryota; Metazoa; Cnidaria; Anthozoa; Actiniaria; Actiniidae.
AUGGCGGCUAAACUUGAAGUUCAUGAAGUUUGUCCUCAUUUGAUUCCUCAAGACUCAAACGGAAGACGUUAUGAUGGAUAUAUAACUGCUAGAAGAAAGAGUUUUCGUUUUUGCAUUACUAUUCCUGAAGACAACUCUCUUAAAGAUGCAAGAAUUGAGUGUAGCUGGAAGCUCAGGCUUUUACUCAAAGACUAUGAAAGUGUCAUAAAACAGAGACUUGCUCAAAGUGCAGACUUGGCAUCCUUUUUAGUGGAACUAAAAGAUAUUAUGGAAAGACUUCUACAGUCACAAAAUGAAGAACAGGCCAUAAGUCAACCAAAGUAUUACACCCAGCUGAUCGAAGAAAUAGAAGCUAUCUCUUGGAACAAGUUGGUCUUUGUCGACCCUUCAUUUAAAGUAUUAAAACUGUUGGCAAGAGACAGCAGACAAAGAGAACAUGUCAUAACCAUUCAUCUCUCACAACAGCACCCUCUAACUCCACCUUCUGUUACAACUGAUCUUCCUGGGAAAUUCCCUUUCAACUGGUCUACAACACAGCCCUCACCUUUGAAAGGAUUGUAUCAUCAGUUUGAGGAGGCAUUAAAGACUUAUGAAGAAUUCUGGGACAUAAUGGAUGAAAUAGAUAAAAACACUUGGGUCUUGGAACCAGACCAACCCUCUAGAUCAUGUACCACAAGAAGGAUAGCAUUAGGCAAUAACUCAUCUAUACAUCUAGAGGUGAAUCCAGUACAUCCUCGACUUCUUCCUGAGUGCAGGUUUCUCGGCGCUGAUCAUGUUAUUAUUCCAAUGAGAGAGAACUUAAAUGUCAACCUUAAUUUAUGGUAA